AUGCUCCGCUUCUUCAGCCCCCGUGCGGUGGCCAGCAGGACUGCCACAGAGCGGACCUGUAUCGUCCGUCUUUAUUCCUCAGGUCAACGCCAAGGAGACCAACCUCGGCGGCUAAGAGCACUAAUCACGGGAUCACCAGGAGCGGGAAAGGGAACCCAAACGAAACGCUUAGCUCAAAAGUACGACAUCACGACAAUAUCGAGUGGGGACCUGCUGCGGAAAAGCAUUUUGGACAAGACUCCACUGGGGCUGCAGGCGCAGGAUAUCAUAGAAGUGGGCGGGCUGGUUCCCGAUGAUAUCGUUAUCAAGAUGAUAUUGGAUGAGCUGGACAAGCUGAGGGACAAGAACUGGAUGCUGGAUGGUAAAGUUGAUGGUCACGGAGACCUGAAGCAAGCACGUAUCUUGACACAAUAUGUUGCAGGAUUUCCGCGGACACUUCCGCAAGCACAGACGCUGACUACACAUUUGGAGAAGCUGAAUCAACCCCUCGACCUUGUCAUUAAUUUGGACGUGCCAGAAGAAGUCAUAAUACAGCGAAUAAUAGACCGCUGGAUACAUCCUGCCAGCGGUAGAACGUAUAAUAUGUCCUAUAACCCUCCAAAGCGAGAGGGCAUGGAUGACAUAACAGGCGAACCACUAGCGAAGAGGCCGGAUGACAAUGUGGAAACAUUCAAGGCGCGUCUCGACAGCUACUACCAAAUGACGAAGCCUCUCUUGAACUACUACAAAGAACAGGGGACGUUGCGGAGCUUUCAUGGAAAGACGUCAGAUAUCAUUUACCCGCAGAUCGUUGAAGAGCUAGACCGGUGGUUCAAGUAG
This is a messenger RNA of Fimicolochytrium jonesii, 819 nucleotides long. Its product is annotated as adenylate kinase-domain-containing protein. The coding region runs from base 1 to 819 and encodes 272 amino acids. The record is from RefSeq and is a predicted model, not a curated record. Gene Ontology annotation, cellular component: mitochondrion; cytoplasm. Gene Ontology annotation, biological process: nucleobase-containing compound metabolic process. Gene Ontology annotation, molecular function: AMP kinase activity; ATP binding. Lineage: Eukaryota; Fungi; Chytridiomycota; Chytridiomycetes; Spizellomycetales; Powellomycetaceae. The transcript has 8 exons.